Messenger RNA from Pyrus x bretschneideri (Chinese white pear), 1225 nucleotides. RefSeq names its product peroxisomal 2,4-dienoyl-CoA reductase [(3E)-enoyl-CoA-producing]. Gene Ontology annotation, molecular function: 2,4-dienoyl-CoA reductase (NADPH) activity. NCBI's taxonomy places the organism in Eukaryota, Viridiplantae, Streptophyta, Magnoliopsida, Rosales, Rosaceae. Gene Ontology annotation, biological process: fatty acid catabolic process. The record is from RefSeq and is a predicted model, not a curated record.
UCGCCAUACGAAACACAUCAGGCAAAUGUAUAGGCAAACAGGAGCUGCGUAGAUGCAAGCAAGAGAGAGGAGCAGAUAGAAGAGAGCGAGAUGGAGUCGCCGUUCAAGGCUGAUGCGGUAAUAGGGAAGGUGGCUCUGAUAACCGGAGGUGGGUCAGGAAUUGGGUUGGAAAUGUCGACCCAAUUCGGCAAACAUGGCGCCUCCAUUGCCAUCAUGGGCCGCCGGAAGCAAGUGCUUGACUCAGCCGUCUCCGAGCUUCGAUCUCUUGGAAUUCAGGCUGUUGGUUUUGAGGGAGAUGUUCGUAAACAGGAAGAUGCAAAAAGAGUGGUGGAAUCAACUUUCCAGCAUUUUGGUAGGCUUGACAUACUUGUGAAUGCUGCAGCUGGCAAUUUUCUUGUAUCAGCAGAGGAUCUAUCACCUAAUGGAUUUCGAACAGUUAUGGAUAUUGAUGCUGUUGGUACAUUCACAAUGUGCUACGAAGCACUCAAGUAUCUUAAAAAAGGAGGGCCCGGAAGGGGCUCAUCUGGUGGUGGAACAAUAUUGAACAUCAGUGUUACUUUACAUUAUACAGCCGCUUGGUAUCAAGUCCAUGUAUCAGCAGCCAAGGCAGCUGUUGAUGCCACUAUGAGAAACUUGGCACUCGAGUGGGGAACUGACUACGACAUUAGGGUCAAUGGAAUAGCACCAGGUCCCAUUGGUGAUACACCUGGCAUGAGUAAACUUGCACCUGCGGAGAUAAAUAGCAAAGCUAGAGAUUACAUGCCCUUGUAUAAACUAGGGGACAAAUGGGAUAUUGCUAGCGCUCUCUACCUUACUUCGGAUGCAGGUAAAUUCAUCAAUGGAACUGUCAUUGUAGUUGAUGGGGGACUUUGGCUGAGCCGGCCUCGCCAUCUGCCAAAAGAAGCAGUGAAGCAGCUUUCUCGAACAGUAGAGAACAGAUCUAGAAAUGCACCAGUAGGGGUUCCAAGCAGCAAGUUGUAAGCACAGGAUAAGUACAUGAUCAUUUUUACGGUUACCUCCAACGCUUAUAAAACUUAGUUCGCUGCUCAUAAGAAUUCCAACAGAGGAAUCCAUCUCCAUUAAUUGAGAACUCGCGACGAACCAAAAAAAAGGGAAAAUUCAAUAGAAGUUGAAUGUUUCGAAUGCUUCUGAAAUUUAGGAACCAUUUCAUAUAUAAUUUUGGCUCACAAACGUUACGUAAUGGAUUUUGAUUAUGCUGUUCUGA